Lonchura striata (white-rumped munia) is the source of this 645-nucleotide messenger RNA. Lineage: Eukaryota; Metazoa; Chordata; Aves; Passeriformes; Estrildidae. The record is from RefSeq and is a predicted model, not a curated record.
AGUGAUGAUGAGGACAGCAUCUGCAAGCUGGGCCAGGCCUCGGGGAAGGGCGCUGAGGACGGGAAGGAUCACAAACGGCCCAAGAGGCCACGGACCAUCCUGACCACGCAGCAGCGGAGGGCAUUCAAGGCGUCCUUUGAGGUCUCCUCCAAGCCCUGCAGGAAGGUGCGGGAGACGCUGGCGGCAGAGACGGGGCUGAGCGUCCGCGUGGUGCAGGUCUGGUUCCAGAACCAGCGAGCAAAGAUGAAGAAGCUGGCCAGGAGGCAGCAGCAGCAGCAGCAGGACCAGCAGAACACGCAGCGCCUGAGCUCAGCCCAGACAAACAGCAGCGGCGGCACGGGGCUGGAGGGGAUGCUGAACCCCUACACCACCCUGCCCCCGCCCCAGCAGCUGCUGGGCAUGGAGCAGGGUGUCUACGGCUCCGACCCUUUCCGGCAAGGGCUCACCCCGCCCCAGAUGCCCGGAGACCACAUGCACCCCUACGGUGCCGAGCCCCUCUUCCACGACCUGGACAGCGACGAUACCUCACUGAGCAACCUGGGGGACUGCUUCCUCGGCACAGCAGAUGCAGGGCCACUCCAGGCACGAGUGGGAAACCCCAUCGACCACCUGUACUCCAUGCAGAACUCCUACUUCACCUCCUGA